Messenger RNA from Parnassius mnemosyne (clouded apollo), 564 nucleotides. The record is from the annotation of a GenBank genome assembly. Lineage: Eukaryota; Metazoa; Arthropoda; Insecta; Lepidoptera; Papilionidae.
AUGAGCGCCAGAGAAUAUCGCGAGAAACUAAUAGAUGAAGUGAAAAAGUACCCAGUCUUGUACGACACGUGGCACGAGAACCAUCGCGACAUCGACGUGCGCGAUCUAUGCUGGACGGAGAUAUCUAAGCGGCUGGGAGUUAACUCUGUGGUUUUAAAGCGUGAGUGGAAGAGCCUCCGCGACUCCUUAAGACAAGCACUUAAGAAGAGUAGAAAAGGCGCCACCACAAAAUCUGGUACACCUUGCAAGAAGUGGCGAUACCAGAGCCGCAUGGCUUUCGUAUUGCCCUACAUGACAAUAAGACGACAUCAACGGCCAACCAAAGAAGAUAUCAAAAUUGAUGAAACCGAAGUGCAAUCAGAACCAGAACAAGAAUGCGAGGUCUGGGACCAAGGUAGCUCUGAUCAGGACUCUUUAGACCUCUUCUUUGCAAGUGUCUGUCAGAGCACGAAGAGAUUACCUAAAAAGUUCCAGAAUCAAGUGAAGCGGCAAGUCCUGGAUGUGCUGCUGAGGGUUGAGGCGGAAUGUGAAAAUGAAACAAUGGACUCUAAGACGGGAUUAUGA